AUGCUGGUAGUACCAUUUCCUCUUUCUCCUCCACAGGCCCUCACGUUACAAUCCGUCCUUGCUCCCAUCCUUGAAGCACACCGCAUACAAUAUCUCACCGCUGCACGAAGUCUCGAGUCUCCUGCGGAUUUGGCAUAUCAUGCGGGUCGAUAUAAACGGUGCUUUUCAGACGCCCAAAUUAAUCGAUUACCAAGAAUUCGUUGUUGUACCCUUUUUAUUUUUAGUAUGCUUGGAUGUGGAAGUUGUGAGAAGGGAAGGGGAGGAAGAAAUGAGAAUGAGGAUGAGAAUGAGAAUGAUGAUAGAGAGUUAAUCGUGCAAACGACCGAGAGUCUCACGAAAGCGGGAAAUUCAAUAGGGAAUUCGGUUGCGAAACAGGAGGUACAGGGAUCAGACUUUGACGAUGAGGAUAGGAGGGGGGAUUGUGCGAGGAGGGAAGAGAGGAGGAGCGCGGGUGAUGCUGGAGGGGGCAAUCCGUAUGCGAAAAUCGUGGGGUCGUAUGUAGGUGUGAUUACGAUUGCGCCGGGGGAGUAUGAUAAUUCUCGUGAUUUUAAGGUUGAUGAGGUUGUGGAGAUGCAAGUGCAAAGGCAUAGUGCACCGUUUUCUUUCUCGCUGGAGAGUAUUCAGAAUCAUAAUGACAAUCCCGAUCACGAAGAAGUCAGAUUACAAAUCUGGGAAUCAAAUCAUUGUAAUGCAAAUACACACAAAAACAAAAACACGCGCUGUGAAAAUACUGAGCCUUUUAGAGAAGCGGGAGAAGUGGGAGAAGCGAGAGAAGUACUGGUAGAUACACAAGGACAGGGACAGAGACAAAUACAGGUGGGAUGGACUUUGAAUGAUUUUGAUUGGGCAGGUAAUUUGACGAUGGAAAUUGAAGAUGAUUGGGCGUGGUUGAAUGGGGGGGGUUUGGAAUUUUGGGGGGGUCAGGCUUGGGGGGUAGUGAUUGUGAUUGUGGGGGGGAGGGGAAAAGAAGUGGUGAUUUCUGGGGGAGGUUUGAGGGGAAGUAUUUAG
Messenger RNA from Botrytis porri, 1008 nucleotides. RefSeq lists its product as uncharacterized. Lineage: Eukaryota; Fungi; Ascomycota; Leotiomycetes; Helotiales; Sclerotiniaceae. Bases 1 to 1008 code for a protein of 335 amino acids. The transcript has a single exon. The record is from RefSeq and is a predicted model, not a curated record.